Messenger RNA from Brassica rapa (field mustard), 5365 nucleotides. RefSeq lists its product as uncharacterized. Lineage: Eukaryota; Viridiplantae; Streptophyta; Magnoliopsida; Brassicales; Brassicaceae. Gene Ontology annotation, cellular component: membrane. The record is from RefSeq and is a predicted model, not a curated record. Gene Ontology annotation, molecular function: ubiquitin-protein transferase activity; zinc ion binding. Gene Ontology annotation, biological process: protein ubiquitination.
UAUGCGUUUCAAUAUGGAUAUCUUAUAUAUUUUACCUCUUUGGGAAGAAUAGGUUCUGGCUGGUUCCAGAGCUGAACAGACUUAAGCCAAUCAGAUUUCAUGUUCUUGUCCUCAGAAUCAUUGUCCGGAUCAUGAGUUCCGUGUUCAUAGUCGAACUCUUCAUCUUCUUCUUCAUUGGAGGGCGAUGAAUCUUUAAUAGUUAAAAAUUUCUCCAAGACUACAUGUCUACAUUCACCGAUUGUCUGCUCCGAGCACUCUGGUCGUCUGUACAGAUUGUAUGUCGCCAUCUCUGGUAACUCCCUCUUACAUGCCUCGAUUGCUAAGCAAACAAAACCAAACAAAGUUAAGUUUUCCUUUUUUAGAUGCUAGAAUUUUCACAUAUAUGUUUUUGCAUUUCUUUGUAGUAUAUAUAUUAUACCACUCGUUGUAUAUGUAUAUUAAUAGAUCAUAAUACGUCAAUAUGUAUGGAAACAAAACAACUCGUACUAUAUAUGUAUAUUAAAUUAUAAAUGUAAUAUUAAGGAAUAAUUUUUAUAAGAAAAUGAUUGUUUAAAAAUAUGAAAAUAAAAAUUUAAUAAUUUAUUUAAUUAGUAUUAUUAAAAGAAAAAAAUAUUUGAAGUAGAGUUGUGGAUGAUUAGAUAAAUGAGCAAAAUUGGGGAUGUAGCAAAGCGAAGACCGAUAGGCCAACUACAUGAACCGAUUGGUGCAUACCACCUCAGGACGGAAUGGUUUACUUUUGGGACCAAUCGGUACUAUCCCAUCAAAUCCGCAAAUUAAAACUACAUAUGGUUUAAGACAUGUUUAAAAGAUCAGAGCAAAAUCUUUGGGAGAAUUUCACACACCAGAAUCGUCUUUGCAUGGAUCAAUAUGCUAUUCGACCCCAGUUCUACAAAUGCUUGCGUUUGAGAUCAAACCUCUAACCAUCCAAAUCGUCAAGUAGAACAUCUUCAAUAGACAUCCAUAUGAGAAUUCCUUUGACUAUAUUUGAAUCGUCUGAGGAGCUGUGUCGAUCAUAGUGUUCCUUAUAAUUACGUGAUACUCAUUUUCAAGUUUUUUUUCUUGUGAUAAAGCAGUUAUGUGGCUGAAGUUGUUGGAACUAGGAUCAAUCACCACAUGGGCUCAGUGCAAAUAAAUCUUCAUAGACCACUUAUACUCUAUAGCAAUGACACCGGAUUAUUUAGGAGUUGGUCUAUAAAAUAAAUAUCAAUUAUGUAUGUAUUAUUCUGCUGAUCCAAGUCACUAGUCUAUAUUCCCAAAAUAUAUUUAUUUUUUUUCGCAAAAUAUUUUGUUACUCUGUAGAUGUCAAGGUUAGCUUAGACUUUUUUUGGCUUAGUAGACUUGAAUCUUUUAUAAUUGAGAAAUUAAUUUUCAAUUUUCGAGGAUACAUUAAAAUUGUAAAUCAGAUCAAACGUUUAUAUUCUUUAGACCUCCUGAUUUUUGAACUAGAUGAUUAAAACGCAUAUAAGUUUAUGUUCUUCAAGAGUAGAGAGUUAUAACUUAUAAGCAUUCAAGUUUUGUAUCCCAAUAUUUUUGGUGGAUUUUCUUAACCUUAUAUUUUGGUUGAUAUAAAGGUAAAUUUUAACAUAUUUCACCGAAUAAAUUUACAUUAGAAAUCUUUUUCUUACCGUAAUAGAAACACUACCAUUUCUCCGUACGAUAAAUAAAUUAUCUAUAUUAUUAAAAGAGAAGUAUCCACUAAACAAUACUUAUAAGUUUUCUAACUUAUUUACACUUCCAUGCUAUUGAAAAUUAAAUUAAACUACUUAUUUUAAUGCUUGUCUUUUUCAAUUAAAUUAAUGAAUUUUCAUUAAUCAAAUUUAAACAUAAUGUCAUUAAAUAAACCUACCUAUUUUAAUGUUUGUAUUUUUCCAGUUAAAUUAAAGAGUUUUCAUUAAUCAAAUUUAAAUUCAAUGUCAAUAAAUGAACCUAAAAAAUACAUCAUAUUUAACGUAGCUUUAUUACGGACAAGUACGGCCCAAUAAUGAACUUAAAUUUUAUUUUUACGAAAAUGUGAAUCACUUGACAUAUGUAAUAUUUAAAAUAUAUUAACUACAAUAUAACAAAUUCAUAUAACCUACAUAUACUUUAGUUUGAAAUGGUCAUGCUCAAGUUUUAUAUAGUCAACUUACAUCAUGCAACGAUCGGUGUACAAUAUUCAAACCACAUAUAGUUUUCGUUUUCUUUAUAGGAUGUAUCAACCAUUAAUUUAACUGGAAAAAGACAAACAUUAAAAUAUGUAGGUUCAUUUAAUGACAUUAAGUUUAAAUUUGAUUAAAAAAACUCAUUAAUAUAACUGAAAAAGACAAACAUUAAAAUAUGUAGUUUAAUUUAAUUCUCAGUGGCAUUAAAGUGUAAAUAAGUUAGAAAAUUUAGGGGUAUUGUUUAGUGGAUACUUUAGCUUGAAAUGGUCAUGCUCAAGUUUUAUAUAGUCAACUUACAUCAUGCAACGAUUGAUGUACAAUAUUCAAACCACCUAUAGUUUUCUUCAUAGGAUGUAUCAACCAAUCAAUCAUCUUAUUGAUUUUCUAAACUUUAUAAAAAACAAAUCAAUAAAUACAAAGCUUAUAAAUAAUUUAUUAUUAAUAAAAUUAUGAAAUUAUUUACAAUUUAAUAACUAAUUUAUCGCCAUUUUUUAUAUGUUAAAUUUUUCAUAGAAGUUUAAAAAUCAUUGUAUUUUCUUUAAACAUGUAUAACUAAUUUAUAAUCUUUUAUGUCAUACUAAGUCAUAAUAUAAUAUUUUUUUAUAUUUUACAUUAAUACCAUUGUUUUUAUAUAUCAUCCACAAUUCUCUAAUUACGUCUAUUUGUUCAAUUUUUUAUAUAAUAUCGAAUAUUCGUCAUAAAUCGAUGGUUUAAAACGCUAAAAAAAUAAUUUACUUGGUAAAUAUAAUAAAUCAAAUAUUACAAAUACAUCAUUUAGUUAAAUAAAUAACAAAAAAUCGAAAAUUCAUAUGGAUCUAGUUAAAAUAUUAUAUAACGUCCAGAAUCAAGAGCGUCUGUCUGCAUUCAUCAUCUGUGUCAGACAAACUAUUACAUUUGCUAAAAAUAUGUAGACGUGACCAUGUCUUUCCUUAUUGAAUCAUUCUCUUGUAGUUGAGCACUUUUAUAACUCAACGGUCAAUAAUUUCCAAAACAUACAACAACUAUGUCAAUAAAAUAUAAACAGUCGACAAAUAUGUAUAUGAUCCUUUAUUGUCAACGACGUUAAUAUGUUUUCAAAAAAGAAAAAAAGAUGUGAGUUCUAUGAUGUUCUUCAAACCAAGUGUUAACUUGGUAAAAUAGAAAGACCAAGUGUUUACUUAUUUUAAUGAAUCUUAUACAUACUCUUCAUAGUGGUACUUUUUUUUUGACAUCCUUCAUAGUGGUACUUAUAUCUUGCAUUUGACCUUAUCCAUCACAAUAUAAAUAUCGUUUUACAAAACUCCAUCUAUAUCAAGAAAGAUAUUUUAAAAUUUUAUUAUCAAAAAUUGAAAAGCUAGACUCGACAAAAUGAAAAGGUAAAUAAGAUACUUAUUUCUAAUUAUAUUUUAGAAUGACAUCUCAGAAAAUUAAACUCUAAAAGACGAAUGAUACUUAUGAAAUUUUGUAGUUUUGUUUGAACUCAUCUUCUGAUGGAAAUAAUAAAUGGUUAUAUGUUGCAUUUAUUUCUAAUUAUUUGACUCGGUUCUACGUUGAAUAAAGAGACAAGUUGUAUAUGUAAAUCAGUAUGUAUAUAAUUCUCUAAUUCCUCUACCUAAACUAUAAUCUAUGUUGUCAAUAUUAUUUAGCUCAUUAUAUAACUACUAGGAGCCGAUAUAAGUAUUAAAACCAUGGUCAACGGCUAGUCCUAACGGAGCCGUUAAACUUUUCAGACGCCGUUAUCUCUCUCUCUCUUUCUGUGUUCCUCUCCUCUUUUCUUUCGCUAUAAAAAGGUGCUUUCCAUUUGCUUGAUUUACGGGAAAAAUCUUGGAAGUUGUCUGUCUAUCUUCCCCAGAUUUAUUUUUGUUUUGAAAGCAAAACCACAACUUCUUUGCGUCUCUGCUAACAUUCCUCCCGAUAUUUCUGCUCUUAAAUCAAGGACAAGAAAGCUCCCUGCUCACUCUAUAAAACCCUUCUCUUCUUGAACAUUUCCAGGUGAUUUUUCUUGAUUUUUUUUCCUGGCUGAGAAUCUGAGAUGAGUGAACACUUGGUGGUAUAUGUCGACCGACUGAUGCAGCCGGUUCCGUCACCUCCCGUUGAGUCAGAAACACCUGAGCCGUCUUGCAUCAUGGAGGAUAAUGCAGUUGAUAUCUACGAGAGAGAGGGAGAGGAAGAGGAGGAUCCACUGGUUUGGUGGGGGGAGUGUCGUAUUUGUCAGGAGGAGUCUGCUAUUAAGAAUCUUGAGAGUCCAUGUUCUUGCAAUGGAAGCCUAAAGUACGCUCACAGAAAAUGUGUUCAACGUUGGUGCAAUGAAAAGGGAAACACUAUAUGCGAGAUCUGUCAUCAGCCAUACCAAGCUGGAUAUACCUCUCCACCACCUCCACCCCAGUCUGAUGAAACUACUAUUGACAUUGGGGGAGGAUGGACAAUCUCAGGUCUGGAUUUAGACGAUCCAAACCUACUUGCAAUCGCAGAAGCUGAACGUCAGAUUCUAGAGUUGGAGUAUGAUGAUUAUACAGAACCAGAUACUACUCUAGCUGCAUUUUUCCGCAUAUCUGCUCUUAUUAUGAUGACUCUUCUAUUGCGAUACGCACUAACUAUACCAGAUUAUGCAGAUGGUGAAGAGGAGGAUCCUUCUUCAAUACUUUCUCUUUUCUUACUCCGAGCUGCUACUUUUCUUCUUCCUUGCUACAUAAUGGCAUCAGCUAUUAAUAUCUUGCAUCAGCGAAGACAAAGACAGGAAGCAGAGGCUUUAGCCACCCGGUUUGCCUUGGUGCUCAGUUCACGUCAACCUAGAGACAUGGUUAAUUAUUUGUCUAUGGAGCCUUGAUUUACACCACAAUUUAGGUACUUCAGUGAUUUCAUCAGGAAAAAAUUGGUGUGAAAGAGUAACUUGCAAUAAGUGAAAAGAAGAGAUGAUUUGUUGAAUCAAUCUCUAUUUCUUUCACUUGUUGCAGUGGAAUAACACUUUUCUAAUGAAAUUACCGAGUUAUAUGUGGUGUAAUGCAUCAUAAGAUCUACAUGAAGGUUCUUCUGAGUCGGCUUUCUCACAAGUUAAAGCAUGACGAAGGAGUGUCCAAAUUUAGUGCAUGGUUCUUUUAAAAAACUUAAUGAAUCUAAGAUAGAUUCGUGUCAUCCAAUGUAUGUAGAGUUUAGAGUUUCUGAUUUUGUGCAUUGUAUAAUCUGAAAGAUGUUUUGUUUAUUUUUAAACAUUGAGCUUUUCAAUGACAUUACAAGCAUUUCACUAC